This is a messenger RNA of Triticum turgidum subsp. durum (durum wheat), 2067 nucleotides long. NCBI's taxonomy places the organism in Eukaryota, Viridiplantae, Streptophyta, Magnoliopsida, Poales, Poaceae. The record is from the annotation of a GenBank genome assembly.
AUGGCCUGGAGGCUGCCGCCCCUGGCCGUCCUCCUGCUCCUCGUCGCCGCGGCCGUCGCCCCCCUCUCCUCCGCCGUCCGCCCGGUCUCCGAAGCGCACAGAUCCGUCGCCGCCGAGCUCUUCGCCGCCUCCCCCGACGACUUGGAGACGACGUACGAGGCGGUCAGGACGUUCAAGAUACUCGGAGUGCAGAGGGAUAAGGGCCUUGAUGGCAAGGCCUGCAAGCUCGCCGCGGAUAGGCUGUCUUCGUCCUCGUCGCCCGCCAAGGAUCUGUUCCACGCGGUCCAGAUCGCUGGCGUUCUCGCAUGCAGCGUCGAUGCCGGUGUUUACGAUGACGUCGCGUCGAGGCUUAAGGCGGUGAUCAAGGACACCAAUUCGCUGCUGGAGUUCUACUAUUCUGUGGGAGGGCUGCUCAGCUUCAAGGAACAAGGCCACAGUGUUGUUUUGUCUGAUGCCGAUAGCACAUUUCAUGCAAUUAAGGCACUUAGCCAAAGUGAUGGGAGAUGGCGCUAUGACACCAACAGUGCUGAAUCCAGCACAUUUGCUGCUGGUAUAGCACUAGAAGCAUUGGCAGGAGUUGUUUCACUGUCUGAUGCGGAGGUUGAUCCGUCUAUGAUUGGAGUCGUUAAAAAUGACAUCGUGAAACUAUUUGGCACAAUCAAGAGCUAUGAUGAUGGAACCUUCUAUUUUGAUGAGAAGUAUGUUGAUGGUUCUGAAUACAAGGGCCCUAUAACAACUUCUGCUUCAGUAGUACGUGGUGUCACCUCCUUCGCUAAUGUUGUUUCUGGGAAAUUGAACAUCCCUGGUGAGAAAAUACUGGGCUUGGCAAAGUUCUUUCUUGGUAUUGGGCUCCCAGGUAGUGGAAGGGAUUGCUUUAAUCAGAUUGAGUCCUUGUCGCUCCUGGAAAACAAUAGGAUCUUUGUUCCUUUGAUCCUUUCACUUCCUUCCAAAGUACUGUCACUGACCUCCAAAGACCAGCUUAAGGUUGAAGUAACUACAGUGUUUGGUUCUGCGGCACCUCCGCUCAGAGUGAAUCUUGUGCAAGUCUUGGGCUCUGAUUCCAAGGUCAUCACCACUGACAGCAAGGAACUUCAGUUUGACCUCGACAACAAUGUUCAUUACUUGGACAUUACUCCAUUGAAAAUAGAUGUUGGGAAGUACUCGCUAGUUUUUGAGAUUACUCUUCAGGAUUCAGAACAUGAAACUGUUUACACUACUGGAGGGAGAAACACCGAGUCUGUCGUUGUUACAGGACUGAUCAAAGUUGACAAGGCAGAAAUUGGAAUUUCUGAGAAUGAUGCUGGGAGUGCGGAGUCUGUCGAAAAGUUAGAUCUGCUGAAAGAUACAAAAGUUUCUCUCUCUGCGAACCAUCUGCAGAAGUUACGUCUAUCUUUUCAACUAUCUACACCACUUGGACGCACAUUUAAACCUCACCAGGUUUUCUUGAAGUUAAAGCAUGAAAGCAAGGUUGAACACUUAUUUGUGGUGCCAGGUUCUGUGAGGCAAUUCAAAAUUGUUCUAGAUUUUCUUGGAUUGGUAGAGAAAUUUUACUACCUUUCGGGAACAUAUGACCUCGAGCUUUCAGUUGGUGAUGCUUCAAUGGAAAAUUCGUUCCUACGAGCCCUUGGCCAAUUGGAGUUGGACUUGCCGGAGGCCCCAGAAAAGGCCCCACGUCCUCCGGCACAAGCUGUUGACCCGUUAGCAAAGUUUAGGCCACAGAAGGAGAUAGAACACAUAUUCCGUGUGCCAGAGAAGAGGCCACCGCAGGAAGUCUCCCUUGCAUUUACUGGCCUCACGCUCCUCCCUUUCAUUGGGUUCUUGAUUGGGCUUAUGCGUCUGGGAGUCAACUUGAAGAACUUCCCUUCCCUGCCAGGACCAGCUGCAUUCGCAUCACUCUUCCAUGCCGGAAUCGGAGCAGUACUGUUGCUCUAUGUUCUCUUCUGGGUUAAGCUGGAUCUUUUCACAACUCUGAAGUACCUCAGCUUCCUCGGCGUGUUCCUUGUGUUCGUCGGCCAUAGGACCCUUUCUUAUCUUUCCAACACGGCAGCAAAACAGAAGACUGCUUGA